Molecule: messenger RNA, 1575 nt
Organism: Maudiozyma saulgeensis
Lineage: Eukaryota; Fungi; Ascomycota; Saccharomycetes; Saccharomycetales; Saccharomycetaceae
Source: the annotation of a GenBank genome assembly
AUGUCUAGAAUACUUGGAUGCCUUGAAUUAGUCAAUGUAUCCUCAUUAAAAUUAUCUCAUUUGAAAGAGGUGAAUGGAAUCACACAAGAUGAUCUGGUUGAUAAUACUAUUCCAAUAAGGUCUCAUCAUGUUUUGAAAAUUGGGAGAAACGGUAUAGAGACAGAUCUAAUUAUUGAUCAUCCGGCUGUAUCUGCAAUUCAUUGUAUCUUUUGGUGUGUCCUAUUCGAUGAAGAAAGUUUCCCAAUGUGCUACAUAAAGGAUGUUUCUUUAAAUGGAACUAAGAUUAAUAACGUCCUUUUACAAAGAGAUACAAGUUACUUAUUGAAAGAUAAUGAUAUUAUAAGUAUUGAAUGUGACUCUGGUAUAAUUUGUUCCUUAAAAUUUAUAGAGACAAUAACAAGAAAAUUGAAUGUUGAUUUAUUAAAACAAUUAAAUGUAGAACAUAGUAUAGAUGAUUGGAAAAUUUCAACUAGAGUAGUUGGAAAUGGUACUUUUGGUCAUGUUCUUGUUUGUGAAAAUGAAAAAAUUAAUAAUUUUACUCAAAAACAUUUCACAUUACCAAAAAAUUAUGCCGUUAAAAUUAUUAAAUUAAAACCAAACAAAUUAAACAAAGAAGCUAAAAUCUUAUUACAAUUAAAUCAUCCAAAUAUUAUUAAAGUUUAUCAUACUCAUAUGGAUUUAAAUAAUAACUUAUUUAUCUUUCAAGAUUUAAUAUCUGGUGGUGAUUUAUUUUCAUAUUUAGCCAAGACAGAUUGUCUUACUGCAAUACCAGAAACUGAAUCCUUAUUGAUUGUUUAUCAAAUUUUAUUGGCUCUUAGAUACUUACAUAAGAGAGGUGUGGUUCAUAGAGAUCUUAAAUUGGAUAAUAUUUUAUUAGCAUCCCCAGAACCUUGUACAAGGAUUACUUUGGCAGAUUUUGGUAUCGCCAAACAUUUAACAUCCACAAAGACUAGAAUGCAUACCGUUGUUGGUACCCCAGAAUAUUGUGCUCCAGAGGUAGGAUUUAAAGCCAACAGGGAAAUGUAUCAAACUUUUUCUAGGGCUGCAACUUUAUCAGAUAAAGAUGUUGGCUACAGUAAUAAAUGUGAUUUAUGGUCUUUGGGAGUCAUUACUCAUAUUAUGCUUACAGGUAUUUCUCCGUUUUAUGGUGAUGGAACUGAAAAAUCUAUUAUUGAAAAUGCAAUGAGAGGUAAUAUUAAUUAUAAUAUUAAACAUUGGGAAAAGAUAAGUUCAACAGCAAAAGAAUUUGUGAAAAAUUUAUUACAAGUAGAUGUUAGACAAAGGUUCGAUAGUAAUCAAGCAAUUAAUCAUCCAUGGAUUGAAACUCAUCGGAGUCAAUUAGAUCAAAUUUAUCAGAAAAAAAUAUUACAACAAGGUGCAUCGAAAAGGCCAACUACUUCUCUCUCCAAAACACCUGGAAACCAAAUAAAACCAUAUUUGGUUCAGGAUACUAAUGAUUCCAUUGAAAAAACAAAAAUGAAUUGGAAACGCAAGUUGCCAAAGACUAUAGUGGUCUCCAAUAAAAAGCACAAAUUAAACACAUUGCAUAAAUAUACUAAUAAGCAAAAAAUAUAA